UAACAUAUCCAACUAUGACACUAAAGCCAAACUCCAAUCUUCCCAAUUCUGAAAUCCACCAUAUAUGAGAAGCUAUACCUAUACCCAUAUUCCUACUAAUACUAUAGUCAACUAUGGCAGUUUUAUCACUCUCAAUGAGCUGGGUCUCCACUACUAUCCAUAACAAGUUGAAUUCGAUCCAUUGCAACGAGUUACCACGAGCUAAUUCUUCAAUAUUUUCGUCUAACAACAUUACAUGCUCAAAAGAGGCAGCCUCCAAUGAAGAAGACCGUACCAAGAGGAGGACACUACUGUUGGGAGUAGGAGCACUAACCUCGAGUCUUUUUCAAGCAAGUGCACUCUUUGCUGAAGAGAUACCGGCAAAUUAUCGAGCUUUUGUUGACUCUUCAGAUGGGUAUUCUUAUUAUUACCCCUCGGAUUGGAGGGACUUUGACUUUAUGGCACAUGAUUCUGCUUUCAAGGACAGAUAUCUACAGCUCCAAAAUGUCAGAGUAAAAUUCCUACCAACAGAUAAGAAAGAUAUCCAUGAUUUGGGUCCAAUGGAAGAGGUUAUUCCAGAUUUGGUUAAACAUAGAUAUGCUGCACCUAGUCAAGUAGCCACCAUAUUUGACAUGCAGGAGAAAAGCAUAGAUGGGAAGAACUACUACACCGUUGAGUUUCAACUUACAUCUCGAAUCUUCUCAACAACUUCAUUUGCUACUAUAGCGAUAGGAAAUGGGAGAUACUACACGCUGAUUGUUGGGGCAAAUGAAAGACGCUGGAGAAGAGUCCGCAACAAGCUCAAAGUGGUUGCAGACUCAUUCAGGGUGCUGGAUAUCUAAGCAUAUAUAUGCUUAUGCUUCAAAAGUAGCUAGAAAUAUGUCCAAUCUGGAUUGUUAUGAUUUAUUCAUCUUAAUCAAUCACCUUCAUGUAUAUAUCAUUUAAAAUUAUAAUAUCCUUCAAACACAUAUAUUUAAUCCUC
Molecule: messenger RNA, 961 nt
Organism: Humulus lupulus (European hop)
Lineage: Eukaryota; Viridiplantae; Streptophyta; Magnoliopsida; Rosales; Cannabaceae
Product: photosynthetic NDH subunit of lumenal location 1, chloroplastic
Exons: 8
Coding region: 114-821 (235 amino acids)
Biological process (GO): photosynthesis
Cellular component (GO): extrinsic component of membrane; photosystem II oxygen evolving complex; photosystem II
Molecular function (GO): calcium ion binding
Source: RefSeq, a predicted model, not a curated record